AUGACGGAAUCACUCUUCCUUCGUCUGCCCCCGGAGCUCCGCCUCCAAAUCUACUCGUACAUCCUCGACAUCCCAACCCCCUACACAACCCUAACACAGCACAACAAGCCGCUCAUCGUCAUCAGCGACACGGGCAACAAGUACACCACCCGCGCCAUCUACCGCUCCCUCCACAUCAGUCCCAAAUGGGUGGGCAUCAGCGACAACGGCAACAAAAACAGGACGCUCGCCCUGCUCUCCGUGAACCGCCAGAUCCACGCGGAGGUCGAGCACUUCCUGUAUACGUCCCACACGCUCUUCUUCCUCAAUGGCUUUGACCUCGACCAUCUAGGCGAGUUUCUGGAUACGCUUAGUCCGACGGCGAGACGGUGUAUCCGCUCUAUUGGGUUUGAGGUGUACCUCUUCGUGCAUAAUAGCCCUGGGUCCGCGAAACGCGGGUUCAGGCAGUAUGAACGUGCUGCGAAGGUUGUGCGUGAGAAGUUGCCGAAUCUGAAGGGUGUCGUGUUUUAUCUGGACCCGUGGUUUUCGGCUUGCUGUGAUGGGGGCUUGGGGCCUUGGUGUGAUGAGACGACUAUGAUUGCCCGGGGCGUGGGCUUUCUACUUAGGGUUUUUGGCGGCGUUGAGCAUGCGUCUCAAAACAGUUCGAGGACGAAGGGAGGGUUCGAGAUGGACCUCGACUUUCUGCCUGCGAGUGCGACGGGCAAGGUUCCGGGUUUGGAUCGGGGCCAUCUUCGUGCGAAGAACUUGAGGUGA
Aspergillus mulundensis is the source of this 753-nucleotide messenger RNA. RefSeq lists its product as uncharacterized. The coding region runs from base 1 to 753 and encodes 250 amino acids. The transcript has 2 exons. NCBI's taxonomy places the organism in Eukaryota, Fungi, Ascomycota, Eurotiomycetes, Eurotiales, Aspergillaceae. The record is from RefSeq and is a predicted model, not a curated record.